CGUAUAACGCCGUCAGUCGGAAAUUGCGUGCGCAACGAACAAAGAUUUUAAGCGACUUGUGGAGGUUCCAAUUCGAUUUUCGAUUUAAUUCCGUUCAAGCUGUUGCGGUUCGCAGUUGCGGUGCAGCAUAGUAUGGAAGUAGCCGUAAGAUGGUCAAAAAGUUUACACAAAGGACGAGUCGCGACAAGAAGCAUAGAACUUUACAUUUUCAUCAGAUGAGCAGCAGGUUUUGCUAGCUCGCGUUUCUACUGGCCUGCUUGUUUUGACGAAAUUGCCGAAAUGUGGUGUCUCAUAAGCCAGCCCAAUUCCGUCGUUUUCGAGGUGAGGGUAGACCCCAAAUCCAUAGGACAGGAGUGUCUUGAAAAGGUCUGUGAAUACUUAGGCAUAUCAAACGAAUCCGAUUAUUUCGGCCUGAAGUACGAAAACAGCAAGGGGGAAGAACUGUGGUUGAACCUGAGGAAUCCCAUAGACCGACAGGUGAACUGCCACGGACAGACCAGUCCCAUAAGAUUGGCGUUGAGGGUGAAAUUCUGGGUACCUCCGCACUUGCUCUUACAAGAAACAACGAGACAUGAAUUCUACCUCCACGCGCGGGUGGACCUGCUAGAAAAGCGCCUCCUAGCCUCCGACUGGGACAGCGUGUCUAAACUCAUAGCUCUGAUCGCCCAGGCCGACUCAGGGGACUACGAACCUUCUCACCCACCCUACAACACGUACAUGCAGGCCUCCGCCAUCACUUCUGUGAAUUCUUCGCAGAAACCUACCGAUUUGCUCCAGAAAAUCAUCGCGGAACAUAAAAAGUAUAGGGGCAUGAAACGUACCACCUCCGAAUACUGGCUACUAAAAGAAAUAUCCCAGUUCGAGUCUUUCGGCGAGGAAAUGUUCAACACCAAACCGCAGGGUAACGUCAUGCUCGGUGUCGGACCCCACGGGAUCACCAUUUACGAGAAGAACAAGCCUAAGCAGCUCAUAUCGUUCACCAAUAUAAUCAGCGCUUCCUCUCACCGACGCACAUUCAAAUUGGAGUACCUUUCGGUGGACAACAAGGAGUCGUUGUUGGAGACGAAACUGGAUUCUAGUCACGUCGCGAGUAGUCUGUAUAGAGCCCUGACGGAAAAGCACGCCUUUUACAGUUGUGAAACUGUGAGGAGCGCCGUUACGGCUCAGUUCAUUAGGGACUUGAAGGGGACCAUCGUUUCGAUAUUCAACGAAGACUCCACCUUGGGGAAGAAGUACGUGUUCGAUAUCAGGAGGACUUGUCGGGAGGUGUACGACAACGCCAGGAGGGCCCUGUACCAGCAGAGUGCCAUGCAGAUCGUGCCGCAGAUGGAACGGUCGGAGUGUACGCAUGACGGAGCGAACUGUAAAGACUCUGAAGAGAAACUCCAUCGACUAAUGGACGCGUUAACCUGCAAAAUCUGUAUGGACAACCAGAUCGACGUCGUCUUUCUUCCUUGCGCUCACGUUGUCGCUUGCACCGAAUGUGCGGCCAGAGUCGACAGGUGCCCGUUGUGCCGUUCGCAGUUCACGCAAGCGCAGAAACUAUACCUGCCCGGUGAAUUCCGUCAGCAAGUUUGUUAAUUCGACUCGGCGUACGAGAACAGGACUUGCCGAGACGUUUUUAAUUUUUCUGACGUUCUUGUGAGAUUAAGACUUUGAGGAUUUGUUAUCCGUUUCGUUUCUAUUUCUUGGGAACUGAUAUUCUCGGGAUAUCGUUGAUCAGUGUGUAAAUCAUUUUGGUUCGACUUUUUUACUUAUAUUUAGGAUCUCAUAUUGAGGUUUCUUUGUUUUCUAUGUACAAAUUUUCUGUUGACUAACAGAAUAGGCUAAGGACGAAUGAUUGUAGUAAUGGUAGGAAUUAAUAAACGGUAAGCUGUCGCCUCCAUUUGUAAUAUCCGUCGAGGUACGUUUCUCCUUAACGAAACCGUUAAAUCUGUGUAAUUAGGUUUUUUCACUACUCCGUAGAGACACUUUCAUAUCCUAUAUAUUUUUGUAAGCCUUUCCUCCAUUAUUUACAAUUAGUUUAUUGAAUUUCAAUACUUUUUAGUCACUAUCAAUGCAAGUGUUAACUAGACGUAGACGUUUAAGUUAUUUGUUAUUUGUAUAUACAUAUACAUAUAAAAUAAUUAGUAUUAACGUUGUGAUAAAUGGAAAUUUAAUUUGUGAUAAUUUCGCAUUUAUUAUUUAGGAAAUCGUCGGUGACAAAAUCGAAGCGUUUGUCUGAUAUAAUUUUCCAUCUCCAGUCUUCCAAAAAAAUUGUAGAUUAAUAUACAAUGUUCCGUGACGCUACUUGCUAGCCAAUAUUUGCAAUAAUAGAUGUUCGAUGUGGUAGUAACAUUUUUUUUUCGGUUUAAUCUCAUUUUGUCACAGUUUAGUUUCUAAGUAAUAAAUGGUGCAUAAUAAUUUUGUAUUUUUUUGUAGAAAAAAAUUGCUUUAAAAAUUUAACUGUUAGGUUUAGUAAAUCUUUUACCAACAUUAUUAUCGAAUUUGUGUAUUUUUAUUUAAUAAACGCAAGAUAUCUUAUA
This is a messenger RNA of Anoplophora glabripennis (Asian longhorned beetle), 2525 nucleotides long. It is a transcript of the gene dnr1, whose product is annotated as E3 ubiquitin-protein ligase MYLIP. The transcript is spliced from 4 exons. Bases 280 to 1581 code for a protein of 433 amino acids. Gene Ontology annotation, cellular component: cytoskeleton. Gene Ontology annotation, molecular function: ubiquitin-protein transferase activity. Gene Ontology annotation, biological process: ubiquitin-dependent protein catabolic process. NCBI's taxonomy places the organism in Eukaryota, Metazoa, Arthropoda, Insecta, Coleoptera, Cerambycidae. The record is from RefSeq and is a predicted model, not a curated record.